CAGUGAUGUGCCGGGACCGCUCUGGAUUCGCCCGCGCCUCCUCGAGGCCGAUACACUGUCCUCUUUGCGGUCACAAAAUGGCGCCGGGGGCCGGUUACCUCAGCUUGCGCCCCUCACGCCGUGGUGCCUCCAGUCUCGGUGCUUGCAGUCUCAAGUCUCAGCUCCCGACCCCCGGAAGCCCGAAUCCGUGGACCGCGGCCCGUCGCCUGAGCCCUCAGCUCUCUCCAUCUGCUUCCCUGGCCUAGCCUCCUCAUACUUAGAUGCUACAGGCCUCAAGGGGCGAUUCAGAUCCCUCCGCAGACGCAGCUAUUCUCGCAUGCCGCACCCUCCCCAGUGUAGUCUCUCUGCAGAAUGGCGCAGCCACCCCACUCCACUGCAGCCCGUUUGCCAGCCCCAGCCCGGAGAGGCGCCAAGGCCUCCGGAAGAAAGUCUUUGAAGGCAUUGAGUAGAGUGGGGAACCUUGGGUGCUCAGUCUGAGUUUGAGCUUUGCAGAAUAAUGGAGUUUCCCGUUGAUUCAUUCAACGUCUGUUAAUUCCAUUAUGUUAGAUGCCCAGGAAACUGACAAGAAAUUUCUCCAGCAGCUUAUAGGCAAGGGCGAACCUUAGGGGAAUAGAUGCUUUUAGGGUGAAUUCUGGGGCGGUCAGUAUUCUGAUGGUGGCUUGCGCUAUUAUUUGUGUUGAUUGGAGGGCACACUUGAGCGGAGACCUGAGUGGAAUGAGGCAGUUGGUCCAGGGAACCCUUGUCAUUAAAGGCCAUGGACAGGAACUACCUGAUUUGUUAGAUCUACUGGGGAGGCCAGUGGGAUUUGAGCGAAGGGACCAGAUGGAUAACGAGAUCAGAGAAAGGGAGACCCUGUGAUAUGCUUUUGGCAGUUGUAAAUCAUUUCUGGGUGUACUCAGAAAAGCUGCCUGGCUUGGCCUUAACAGUAAUCAUUGAGGGGUCUCAGCCAUAGACUAUCUCCCCUUUGGAUGGUUAAAACAAGCUUGAACAUGUGUGGUUGCUGGGUAACCUAAUUGUAUUCUGCUCGGAAUGUUAAGGACUGAGAUUGGAACCUGAGCCUCUAGGGCUCGUUUGUGUUUGUUGUCUUAGGCAAAAAGGUGGUGCCAGUCCUCACUCCUCUUGUUCCCAAGUCUUGACAGGAACCUCAGUUUUUCAAACAACCAUCCUUUGGCCCAGUGGUUCUCAACCAUAGGCCAUUCUUCACCCCUUUGCCCCACCCUACCCCCAGAUAUUUUUGGUUGUCAUCUGGAGAUGAGACCUGAAUGCAUCUGACAGAGUACCUGAAAUGGCUGCCAAACAUGCUACAUGCACAAGAUGAUCCCCACCACAAAAAUUAUUUGACCCCCAAACAUCAGUAAUGUUAAGGCUAGCCAGCUUUGCCCUAGCCUUUCCAGUAGCUUUCCUAGUUAAGGAGAAAAGGCAGUUGUUGCUGAUAUCUCUAGAAUUGAAAAGUAGAUCUUUUUAAUAUCUGGAAGACAACUCUAUAGUUUUUAGGGGCAGGACUGCAGCAAAACCAGAAAAUGAAUAUGGUUGGUGUGGUGGGGUAACUUAAUGGAACGUGUAUUUACAUGGAUAAGGAAAUUGAAUUAGAGAGGUCCGUAAAUGGCCAAGUCUGAUUUGAACUCCACAUCUUACAGGCUCUAAUUCUGGGUUUGAAUGGGCAUGAAGUGACCAGAUAUAUGAGGUUAUGAUUAGUUUUUCCUUGAUUUUGAUCAGCUGAGAACCACAGUAACUUUAUCUCUCUGCUUUUUAUAAAGCAGAACACAAAAGCAAAUGCAGUUUAAGUUAUAUUUGCUUUUAAAGACAAGUUAUAGAGACUUUGAAGCAGGAGUUGCCAUUGUUGCCAAGCAAAGAAGAUGGUGAUAAUUUUUUACUUUUGAAUAACUGGUCCAAUGUUUGAACCCAGUUAUUUUCUGUAUAAUUGGGAAAAGAAGCUCUAGCAUUGAGGGAGCAAUCUAGCAAUUCAUUGAGCAUCUAGUAUGAUGGGAGCAAUGAAGAACAGAACGGAAAAAUCCAGAAUCAGUCCUUCAAACAAAGGGCCAAAAUGCUAUCAUUCUUUUCUUUAAAAAAAAAAAAAGAUUUAUUUAUGCAUAUAAGAACUGGGGUGUAAACAGAGAUGUGGGGGGUGGGUGAGAGGAUUCACCACAGAGACUGGACAGCAGAACAGGCAGAUCUACAGAAAUAGACUGCUGAGGGGAGCAGCGGGCGUGACAGAAGUCUCCUGCACCACCAUAUGGGUUGCUCCCUGGCCAGCCAGCUGGGUAUGGAACUUGUGCUGCAGUGGCUGGUGAUUGCUUGAUAGCGCUGUCUUUAACCCCUGCGCUAUUAGGAAGGCCCCCAAAACGCUAUCAUUCUUUUUCAUAGGACCAUUAUCACACAGUUUCUCUGUGUUGGGAGUGCACAGCUGGUAUAACUGGUUGGGUCUGGCUUGGGAUCUCUCAUGGGGUUACAUAUAGGAUGUUAGCUGGGGGUUAGUCAUCAGAAAGCUUGAUCAAGACUAGAGGAUCUAACCUCCAGGGUGACUGAACAUCACAUAGCUUGCAGGUUGAUAUUGGCUAUUGUGUACCACAGGUCUGCUGGAGCGUCCUCAUAGUUUGGUGACUGAUUUCUCCCAGAUUAAGUGACCCAAGAAGAGUAAGGUGGAAGCCUCAGAAGUCACACUCAGUAGUUUCUGCUGUAUCUUACUGAUCACAUUGGCUACCCAUUUGUUUGGGAAGGGAUACCAUACUGUUGGGAAGCCAUCUUGGAAGCUGGUUACCCAGAGGUUGAAGGCACACAACCUGGAAUUAAUUCUGAUUGCCAUUAGUUUUUGUUACUGUAUAUCAUUCCUUCAAAGAAUUUCCUUUCCAAAAAUAAAGAGAAUAAGACUAAGAAGCUUAGUGUAUUUGUGCAAAAAAAGAGUUUGAUAGGGUGACCAAGAAGGUGCUGUGAUGCAUAAUUAUAAACCAAUGGGCUGACCUUUAGCUUCAUAGGUCCAAAAGCUAAUUUGCUACCCAAAACUGCUCAGGUUGAUAAACCAAGAGAAGAAUGAUUUAUGAACCAGACAAGAAUUAGUUCAUAAUUGCCUAAAGAAAGUCCUGCUCCAGGCAGCUCUCCUGCCUGCCUGUGACUAUGCAGGUGCCUAUUUUUCUAUCUCUGAGCAGCUCUUUCUGUCCGCUUGGUCUAUGUAAGUGUCCUUUUCUUCCCUUUCCCUUUUUAUAUCAUAAACUUGCCCUUUUGGAUUUAAAAAAAAAAAGUCCUGCUCCAGAAAUGGAGAAAUGGUAUUGUGGGAAAGGCAGAACUAGAGCAGCGGUUCCCAUUAAGCUCUGAAGGUUUGAUGGAUUGAUUAUCUUUCCUUUUUUCCUAGGGAAGAACCAGGGCCCCUAUAUUUCCAGCUUUCACACUAUGUUCCAGUAUAUAUUCCUUUCAACAGGAAUUGAAUUAUGUUAAGUUCUGAUUGCCUCUAUAGUAUCUACAAAUGAUGUUACCGAAAGUUUGGGACCAUCUUGCUGGUGGCCCUAUUGCUGAACAAAUAGAUUUCUAGAAGCUAAUUGAAUAAACAGCAGAGAAGGCAGGUUUAUGUGUGAGGUUUCCCCAUGGGUGAACUGUCCAAAGAAUGUACUCCGUAUUCCUUGGGGAUAAUUAUAAAUCAUUGCAAAUUUCAUUUCCUUACUCUGAGACCAAGAUAAGGGUGGAACUACUGACCGGUGCUGCUGGUUGGUAUGCUUUGGAACCCUAGCUUUGAAAGAACAGCAUUCCACAGCACCUCCACUGGGAUCUCAGGCAGCACCCUGUAAACACAUUUUUGCAUCAAGUGGGGUAAAGAAAGAUUGUACUGUCCUCACAGGCUCAGUCUUGCCCCCAAGUGUGUAUUGGCGCCAUAUUUGAGGAGAACACUUGGUUUUCAGACCCUUUUAGGACUUUGGAAUUGUAGUGUAAGGGAUCUUGGCCUUGUUCCCUUUGUUGGCAGUUGUGGGGAUGAAAUGAAAUAAUGCAGAGAAACCUCUUAGCGCCCUGUGGGGAAAACACUUAUUCAGUGUGGCUGCUAUUGCUAACAUCUUUGUUGCUCUGGUCUUAGGAGAUGAGCUACAGAGACUGUUAACAAAUAUGUGAAUGCCUACCCUGAGGAAAGGCUUUGUGCAGGGAUCUGAAACCACUUUGCAGUCGACAUACUCAGACACAAGCUCUCAGCCCACCUGUGAUUAUGGCUAUGGAACUUGGAACUCUGGGACAAACAGAGGCUACGAGAACUAUGGCUAUGGCUAUGGCUAUGGCCAGGAUAACACCACCAACUAUGGGUAUGGUAUGGCCACUUCAAACUCUUGGGAAAUGCCUAGCUCUGACACAAAUACAAACCCCAGUGCUGCGGGUAGCGCCAGUGCCGAUUCCGUUUUGUCCAGAAUUAACCAGCGCUUAGAUAUGGUGCCGCACCUGGAGACAGAUAUGAUGCAAGGAGGCAUGUAUGGCUCAGGUGGAGAAAGAUACGAUUCCUACGAGGCCUGUGACUCCAGGGCUGUCCUGAAUGAGCGAGACCUGUACCGGUCAAGCUAUGACUACAACGAGCUUGACCCUGAGAUGGAAAUGGCCUACGAGGGCCAGUAUGAUGCCUACCGUGAUCAGUUCCGCAUACGUGGUGGUGACACCUUCGGCCCUCGGGCCCCAGGCUGGGCCCGGGAUGCUCGGAGUGGCCGGCCAAUGACCUCCGGCUAUGGGCGCAUGUGGGAAGACCCCAUGGGGGCCCGGGGCCAGUGCAUGCCUGGUGCCUCCCGGCUGCCCUCCCUCUUCUCCCAGAACAUCAUCCCCGAGUAUGGCAUGUUCCAGGGCAUGCGUGGUGGGGGUGCCUUCCCAGGCAGCUCCCGCUUUGGUUUUGGGUUUGGCAAUGGCAUAAAGCAGAUGAGGCGGACCUGGAAGACCUGGACCACGGCUGACUUCCGGACCAAGAAGAAGAAGAGAAAGCAGUGUGGCAGUCCUGACGAGCCAGACAACAAAGCAACCCGUACUGACUGCUCAGAUAACAGUGAUUCAGAUAACGAUGAGGGCACUGAAGGGGAAGCUGCAGAGGGCCCUGAAGGCACUGAGACUAUGGAAAAGGUCUCCAGAGCAGAAGAAGAUGAAGAUGGAAAAGAAGAGGGAAAGGAAGAAGGCAAAGAGGAUGCAGAGAAGGGAGCACUGACUACCCAGGAUGAGAUCUGCCAGACCAAGCGCAAGUUGCAGGCAGGCAAGAAGAGCCAGGACAAGCAGAAAAAGCGGCAACGAGACCGCAUGGUAGAAAGGAUACAGUUUGUGUGUUCUCUCUGCAAAUAUCGGACCUUCUAUGAGGAUGAGAUGGCCAGCCACCUGGACAGUAAGUUCCACAAGGAGCACUUUAAGUACGUAGGCACCAAGCUUCCCAAGCAGACAGCUGAUUUUCUGCAGGAGUAUGUUACCAACAAAACCAAGAAGACAGAGGAGCUUCGAAAAACCGUGGAGGACCUUGAUGGCCUGAUCCAGCAGAUCUACAGAGAUCAGGAUCUGACCCAAGAAAUCGCCAUGGAGCAUUUUGUGAAAAAGGUGGAGGCUGCCCAUUGUGCAGCCUGUGAUCUCUUCAUUCCCAUGCAGUUUGGGAUCAUCCAGAAGCACCUCAAGACUAUGGAUCACAACCGGAACCGCAGGCUGAUGAUGGAGCAGUCUAAGAAGUCCUCAUUAAUGGUGGCUCGCAGCAUCCUCAACAACAAGCUCAUCAGCAAGAAGCUGGAGCGGUACCUGAAGGGCGAGAACCCCUUCACAGACAGCCCAGAGGAGGAGAAGGAACAGGAGGAGGCCGAGGGGGGCACUCUGGACGAAAGGGCGCUGGUCGAUGCGGCAGCGGGCGCGGAGGGUGCAGAGGGCGCGCCGGUGCAGCCCCCCGUACCCCCAGAGCCGGUCCCAGAGGCCGUGACACCACCGCCGCCGCCGCCCCCAGAGGAGGAGGAGGAGAUCGUACCCCUGCUGGGUGGCGCUCUGCAACGCCAGAUCCGCGGCAUCCCGGGUCUCGAUGUCGACGCCGACGACGAUGAGGAGGGUGGCGGGGGCCACCCAUGACCCGGGUUUGGGGCGGGCGGGCCCGCGGGGCCCCAAACUGGAAGCCAACCCCAAUAAAGUGAUUCCCACCC
Talpa occidentalis (Iberian mole) is the source of this 6110-nucleotide messenger RNA. It is a transcript of the gene AKAP8L, whose product is annotated as A-kinase anchoring protein 8 like. The record is from RefSeq and is a predicted model, not a curated record. NCBI's taxonomy places the organism in Eukaryota, Metazoa, Chordata, Mammalia, Eulipotyphla, Talpidae. The transcript has 14 exons. Bases 4093 to 6039 code for a protein of 648 amino acids. Gene Ontology annotation, molecular function: protein kinase A regulatory subunit binding; DNA binding. Gene Ontology annotation, cellular component: nucleus; nuclear matrix.